This is a messenger RNA of Megachile rotundata (alfalfa leafcutting bee), 10804 nucleotides long. RefSeq names its product ionotropic receptor 25a (gene Ir25a). The record is from RefSeq and is a predicted model, not a curated record. Gene Ontology annotation, cellular component: membrane. Gene Ontology annotation, molecular function: ligand-gated monoatomic ion channel activity; signaling receptor activity. NCBI's taxonomy places the organism in Eukaryota, Metazoa, Arthropoda, Insecta, Hymenoptera, Megachilidae. Gene Ontology annotation, biological process: monoatomic ion transport.
UACACGCAUUCUGCGCUCUGUGAAUAAGUUUGCCACUCUGUUAUGCGAUGUGUUGUUCCAUCUAUGUACAAAAUGGCGGACGGAGGUCUCAUCAUUUAACCCUGUCUUUGUACAAUUUUUUAACUACCCAUAUCUUUAUUUACAGAAUCUACCGACAAGUCUAUUAGCUAAAUAAGACGAACAAAUAAGAAGUUCAAUCGUUCGAAAAUGACAUUAGUUGGUAAAGGUGUUCCAAUUAAUUUGACGAUUUCAAUUAGAGCGGAAUAGCUUUGAAGUGGCGUCAAUCGGAAUAUUAUAUUCGCGCGAAAACAAGGUAGUUUCGCCGAUAGAACAUUGACAGAUGACACGCGUUGAAAAUGUUAAACGUGGGAAAUUGUUUAUCGGGAAUAUAGGAGAUACGUCAUUUACGAUAUCAACCGAAUGACAAUGAUACUGGGUGGUACAUUAAUUUCUACCCUGGUGGACGCGAUACGUAUGAUUUUCAUUUCAAUCUUUCACAAAAAAAGUAGGCAGAAAUUUUACGGUUCACGUUUCGGCCAAAUAAUGGGCUGCAAAAUACAAUGCCGCAAACCUUUGGUUAAACAGCUAUUGUAAUUGCCAGAACGACACUCCGGAAUGGCAAUGUGAAUUGUUUUAUAUCGUUCUGGUAUUUGAAAAUUAAAAAUGCAUCGCCCUAAUAAAAUACCUCCAUUUUUGUGCAAGUAAGCGCAUUAAAAAAUGUGCAAUAUAAACAAAUAUAUUUUCAUUACUCUGUUUAGAAUGAGGACCAUUGCUUGGCACAAAUUAAAUUUUUUGUCAAACGUAACUCCUCAGACACCUUAUUAAAUUACUUCAAAAAAUAUGUAACGAAGAUUGUCAUAGUAAAAGUUGAAUUAAAAAUGAUUAUUUAUCUAGUUGUAAUGAACAUGUGAGUGGUGAUUAAAUUUAAUUAGCAAACUGACAUGUCGUAAUUGCACGAAGGUACCACGAGAGCAUAAUACGCGUUCAAACACGAAAAUCUGGUGCAACGCAUGGGCUCCUAAUUAUUAUUAGUUCUCGUUACCGCGAGAGAGACUAUCUCAUCGUCUCCGUCUCUAUUUCUGUUUGGGCGUGGAAUAAUGUCGUUUGGCAAUUAAGAUCCAUUCAACAGAGGGAAACGCGACGGACCGAUGCUCCGUCGAGGGUUCCAUUUUCGCCCGUGACGGUGGUGUCUCUUGUCCGACAGAGUCCCGAAUAGACGCGCAGCCACGAAGACAAUCGUACGUAGGGAAAAUCGAACGGGCGGGGAAAGCAACAAACGUAUCUAUGUAUGUGCAUGUCAAGGUGCCCCAAUUUGCGUGCGAAUACGUGGAAAAAGCUCGCUGGUGAUUUACAAUACAGCGCCUAAAUAUAGUGCUUGGCAUUGUUGAGAAAGAAAUACUUUGUGUAAAAAAAAGAAAAACGAGCGAGCGAGAACGAAACACGGAAAAGAAAGAGGCGGAUGAAAAGCGAGGGAGUACGAGAGGGAUAAAAAAAAAGCAACGUGUAAGCUUUGACUGUGCCAUCCCUGCGGCAACCGUAUAAAAAACAUAAACGAACACCGGGAUCAGUCCUCUUCCAAGAUUUACAGUCACGACCUAUUUGAACGACUUCCUCGAGUCAUCGAAAGUUUCCCGCCGACGAAGCUUGUUUCGAGACGAGAGUCCUCAAAAUUUGCGACUCCGCUCUUGCCGCUCAGAAAUUAGAUUCGCUGGAUACGGCCUGAGUUUCGAACAAAGGAUCGAACUUCGGAUAUGCAUUGUCUGGAAACGGGAUCAAGUUUUUGAUGGAUUUAAUUAAUUAUUGGAUUACCAAGUGACCGAUUCGCAGUUAUCGUAUCUUAAAUCGUAAAUGUGGUCGUUCGUAUUUAAUGUAGCUCCAGAAUGAUGUAUCAGAAUGAUGACAAAAUCUCGUCAGAGUUCCCAUACAUUUCGAAAUCGGCCAUUUGGUAUGAAACAAUCUAAUGUAAUCACGUUCCGGUAGGGAUGAUUCAAAAGCGUGCGGGAUUCAAAAUGAAUGCGUUCAAUUUAUCCUUUCGAGAGGUUCGUUGAAGCUCUUCCAUCUGUAAUAACUCGUCAGAGAUUCAUUUGGAGCGGGAUCUACACGUUUGGAAUUAGACACGUUAAUGUAAAGUGUUCCUAGAGCAAAUGGUCGAAUUCACAGACACGUGUACUACAUACGCUCCCAGGGAAUGUCUCAUACAUAGUUUCGGGUGCGCUUUAAUUUUGUUUCGUUCAUUACAGAAUUCCACCAAACGAAUCUUCGUAAAUCUAAAUUGCCUUGCUUUUAAUAUAACCGAAAGAGAUACGAACAUCGGCGUUCAACUUUCGCUAUCUAUUUAUUAAACGAUCGGUUUUUCGUUCAUUCGAUUAAAAUUCACUGAUUCGUAGGCAAUUAAAGUUUGCGCCCCGGUAAAACGUGAACAGCUCUUUUUUAUGCCUCUAUUGUUCCUCCUUUACCGCGAUAGAAUUCACAAUCCAAUUUUCGAGGGCCGAGAUAGUUUCUCUGGUUAUUACCCUCCGCCAGCAUGCAAACACAUCGAUAUUGCGAUAAAAAAGCAACCACGAAUCCGAGGUGAGUCUAAUCGCGGCACAGCCAGCGAUAAAGGACAAUGGCAAAAAAUGGCCAAUUUUAAACCUUGCCACCGUGCUAGAAUUUUUAUUGAACGUAUAAAAUACUACCUCGUAUAUAUCGCAUUACGGGCAACGUAUAAGAAGGGAUAUAUCACAGCCUAUGCAUAAUAGAAUCUAAACUCGCAGAUAAAGUGUACUCACAGUCUUUUACCUUCUGCUUAAAAUUUUUUUUGUUUUUAAAAAUAUAGCAAAUCCAGGAAGUAAAGAUCUGAGACCUUACAAAAUUUAAUUAAUAAAAGAAAUAAAAACAGUGCAUAAAAUUAAAAGUCAAGGUCAAUAUACCAGUUUUUCUACAGAUAUGAUUACGUUAAAUUCGUAGAAAUAAUAUCGAUUACCAGGUCAUACGGCGCGGAGGGUGCAAGGAGGGUGAGCCACCCUAAAACACCUAAUCCCGACCACCCGCCAUUACAAUUACCUCGUCUAUCAAGCUGUUGCCAACGAGAUAAACGAGUUUUGACACUAUUUAGCCUGUUGACGCGUGUAAAGGAAGAUAGAUCUACAUUUAUCUGCCACAUCGAUCUUAACACCGAUCUGUUACAAUAUUCGCUACCAUCGACAGCAUCGUACAAGGACAAUUACACUCCCCAUUAACAUGUCGUGAUGAGCAAUUAUUCCGUGGAUAGGCAGCUAGCAAUAAUUUGUACGCACGCCACAAUAAAUUCAUUGAAUUUAAUUAUUUAAAGCUUCUAUUAAAUUUGUACAACAGCAUAAUCAAUUCUAUACACGUGUCAAAAUGCAUAGGAAACCGCAUCGCAAAACGAGAUAAUAAAUUUAUAUUGAAUGCAUACGUCGCAAACAUGCUAGGUAACAGAUUUAGUAGUGUAAGAGAAUAAAUAUUUUUGAGCAAGUUUUUAAUAAUCGGAUAUAAACUGUUAUAUUUCACGGCAACGUUGAAAAUUUUUUACCGUUCUCAUUUAUCAGCGUUAAUUCUUCGCUAAAACUGAAUUGGUCUGGUUGGCUUUUGUUGCAGCGCGCCGGCAAUAAAUUUGCGAUUCCGAUAUCGGACCUGUUAAAAGGUUACCGAAGAAUUAAUAACCGAUCGUUCUAUAAAUAUUACUCGGGUCAAAGGGUGGACGAGGUUCGUAAUUCGUGUAGCGUGUUAACUCGAACCUUGCACCCUUCGUUAUUUACGAUCCUUGAUCAUUCCAUUCCUGAAGGGUUCGUUAAAAUAUAUACGUGGAAGUAAAUUUUCUUCAAUUCCUUGGAACGCUUCUCGCAAAAAGAUGUCACGCUACAUAAACUUACAAGUGAAGAGUUUCUUUAAAGUUCUACCUCGCGAUUAUUAGUGUUAAAUUAUUAAUAUUUGAAGUGACGUGUGCACGUGUGGUAUUGCCACGGGUUGAGUUACGCGUUGUAUUGCCACGCGUUGAAUUACGGUACGUUGUAUGGCCGCGCGUUGUGUUACCACGAAUUCAAUUACGACGCGUUUAAUUACGGCGUAUUGAAUUACGGUUGCGUUGAAUUGCAAUGCAUUGUAUCGCCACACAAUAUAUCGCCAAGCAUUUUUAAUUCCUAGAAGUCUAUAAACUAACAGAUCGUAAUCUUGAUUUAUCGCCACGAAUAUAAAACCUCUAUUAGAGAAAAAUAAUUUGAGAAGCGAAGCAGGCUUUAGAGCCGAAAAUCAGGGUUUCUAGGACAAGUCUAUUCCCGUAGCAGGCUUUUACGUCAGUUUAAUUACCAAAAACGGUGACGCAGAGUUUAGCCGCGAAAUUUAUGGCACUGCUCGUUGUUAGUGAUUGAGAUCGGAGUUACAUAUAACACCAGCUGUAGUUGGGAAGAUUAACAACGCCCCUUAACUGCAGGAUUUGACGUUCAAAGACGUCCGAGCAGCAGAGAGAAGUUUGCCAGUUAGCAAGGAAACGGAAACCCAAAGCCGGUUCCCGGGACUUUGUCGUUUACGCUCGUAUCGUAAAUACUACUGUGUGCUUUGUAAAUUGGAUGUUACAAUUCGAAUCUCCGUCGAGAUCACGAAACUGUGCUCGACUUCCGUCGCGACACUUCCUCAUUGAAGGGGUUAAUUAUUUCUCUGCUCUGCCGUGUAACUAGCAUUUUCCUCCUGACUUCUGAUUAUAGUUUCUCUUGGCAUCGGUAUAUUUUCUUUUCUCAAAUAAUUUUCUAUUCCCUGUACAAACUUAUGAACUUUGCAAUUUACUAUCACGUUAUUAAACCUACUACUUCUUUUUAUAAUUAGCCUUGUCUAAUUUUUGUGUCUAAAGUACUUAACAAUUAUUUGUACCAUGCGAAGCAUUUUUUGUUCCAACGUUUCAAAAAAAUAUUUUUAACGAUGACAGUAAUCGAGUCAGUGGUUGCCUGAUUUUUGAGAUGUUUUCUUCGAGAGAUGAUCGACGUGAACCAGAAGCACUUCUUCGGAGAGUAGAAUCGAUCGCUUGCCCCGUCUCGAUACUUUGCCCGAUUGUUCCGGUAGCUAAAGGGCGAGUACCUCUCGAGAAUAUAUAAUAGAAAUAUUGUUAAGAGGAAAACGAACGCGAAACCAAUCCAGACAUCGAUCUUAAAGAUCAUUAGGGACCUGAAGAACGGAAACGGCUCCUUUCUCUCUUCAGCAUCAUUAUCGCGAAACCUGCUUCUGCAAGGUCUAUCAUUUGGAAGUUGAACUUUUAGGAGAAAUCAAUUCAUCGAUACAUCAGUUUAAUCGCACAGAUAUUCUGGGUAUUUUAAGACAUCCACCAAUUUGAUCGACGACUGCCGUUUAGAGAAGCGAACUUCCAGGCAAUUAAAAGGAAAUAUUUAUAGUGCAAUAUUCUUGCACGGUGUAACAAAGUAAAUUACGUCUAGCAAUUAAUGGUUAAUGAAAGGAUUACGCGUCUAGCAAUUGAAAGAGAGAUUAAACGUUCUGAGGGAAGAAAUGGUGGAAUGAAAAUCCUUUGAGAAGUGAAUUGUUCGCCCGACAAAGACUUUAACGCUAGGUUCGGCCUCGACAAUUUGGCAGUUACAUCUCUACCGAUCCUCGUCGGCAUAUUGCUUGCUGCUUUAAUACUCUGCUUCUAAUAUUGCUGGGAUUGCGAUCAACUAAGGCGGACGGCGAAAAAAGGUAUGCCCUCUUUGUAAGAACGCUACGAACUCGAUUCGAAAUACGGGAAUUAAUGAAAUGUUUAACUCAAAGGAACACUGGGGAAGUAAUCAACUUCUUCGUUUUGCCGAUGUACAUUUGCAUUUUUUUAUCGUUUACGAAUUCACGUUUCCUGCUUCGCGAAAGCAAAUCGUUUCGAGCCCUUAAGUCGCGAGUCGUAGAAACGUGAGAAAGAAAAGACACACAGAGAAAAAUGCUUUUAUUUUUCCUUGACAUUUUCGUAACCUACUUUCUGGGGACGUACUAUAAAUACCGAGAUUAUCUUUCGAUAUGUUUAACCGUUAGCUAAUCAGUUGCAUCACUGUUAUUUUAACAAAAAUUAUUCGCUCGUAAUUUAUGUAUAAUUCCAUUAAUUUUCUUUUAUCUUUCUUUCGAGAAUUAUACCGUGAAUAAUAAAACUUCUCUUCGAUCUUUACAGCAAUUAGCUAAUUUGCGCUAACCUUAUUUGGUAAUAACAAUUUACUGUUCGGAGUUGGUAAUAAAAAGAACGCCAUCCUCUUAAAAUUAAUCUUCCAGCUCUAAUUCAAACAUAGUUACGGCAGAAGUUACCUUCAUAACUUACAACGCCUAUAAAUUAAAUUUUCAAGUGCUAUCCCUCAGAAGGAAGCUACUUUCAUGAGUUACAGCGGCUAUAAAUUCAAUUUUCAGGUGCUUCCCAUCAGAAAUUACAAUCUCGAGUACAUCCGACCGCGAAACCCUAAAACAAUUUCGGGAAGAAACAAUCGAAGGGUGAGAAACACGAUGCGAACGUUUACGAUGUCUAGUCACGAAGAUAUCGAUAUCCCGUUGGAAACUUUCGGCUGAUACGUGACGAGGGAAAAAAAGCAGCGAUCGACUAGUCGAUUACUAAAUAACAGGACACGCGAGCCAGCCACAUGCAAAUUCAUCGCAAAGUGUCGCGGUCCUCGCAUCGUGCUCACCCAUUGCUUUCCUUUCCUCGCGGCACGUAAGGUCAAUGGCGACUCAGAAUUUUGUCGACCGAAAAAUUGAAAAAACGAAAAUGGAAGAAGACAGAAGGGACGUUGAUACGGGAAAUUGAUUAGGUCAUCCCCGCGGUAACCAAUGGACAAACACAAAUAGUACCGAGGGAGAAAGAGUGAGCCAACUUGGGUCUGGGUUUCGAGACCACCCUUCAGUUGUUCGACCGAUUUCCUCACGCGAUAUCACCGGACUCGAAGCGAUAUACCCACGAAUCGAAACAGACAGACUACUUACGUAAUGCUAUAAAAUUAGUGAAACAAGGAGAAUCGCUUCGAAGAAACAUCGUUGCAACUUCAUAUAAAUUGAAGCAAGGAAACUCUUCAUAAGUUCAAAAUGAAACUUGGAUACUUCGUCGUUGCUGUGUUCCUUGGUUUGGAAGGAGAAUUGUUGGUCCAUGGGCAAGAAAAUGAUGGGAGAGAAUCCUCGAAAACCAGACCGGUUAAUCUUUUCAUCAUCAACGACGAAUCUAACAAAGUGGCCAACGCCAGCCUGACAGCCGCCAUGAAGGCGAUUAGAGAGAAGCAUCCUGACUACCUAGGAAAAGUGUGGGUCGUACAACUGAAUGGAACAGACAUCAACGUCACCCUGGACCGCAUCUGUAACUUAUGGGACGCCGCGGUCGAAAAAGGAGGGACGAAAGUGCCAGAUUUGGUAGUGGACACCACGACAGCUGGUCUAGGUGCCAAGAUAACGAACUCGUUCACUGCUGCCCUAGGAAUCCCGACGUUGUCCGCGCAAUACGGUCAAAAAGGAGAUCUUCUUUAUUGGCGGAAUUUGAACACCGAUCAACAAGGGUACCUGGUCCAGGUGAUGCCUCCGCUGGAUUUGUUACCCGAAGCGGUCAGACGAUUGGCUAUCCAAUUGAACAUCUCGAACGCGGCGAUUCUGUACGAUCACAAUUUCAUCAUGGAUCACAAAUACAAGAGUCUGCUGCUGAACGUGCCUACCAGACACGUCAUGAGCGAGGCUUCUCAGCAGGUGACAAAGAUGAAGAGGCAACUACCUCGUUUGAGGGAUCUUGAUAUCGUGAAUUAUUUCGUUCUCGGGGACGAGAACACUAUCAACAUAGCUCUGGAAGCUGCGGAGUCCUUAAGCUUUACCGGAAGAAAGUACGGUUGGUUCUUGCUGACUCCGGAAAUUGACAUCUGGCCGACAUGCGAAUGCGUGAACGUGACGGUCCUCUUCAUGAAGCCUAAGUUCGAGCUGAAGAAGCCUGCGGUGGAGACCGUCUUGCCAAAACCGAUUAUCUCUUCCGCUUUCUACUAUGAUCUCCUUCAGUUGGCCGUCGAAGCGAUGAAAUCGGCCUUGGACAACGGCGAAUGGCCACUGAAGCCGAAACAAAUCACGUGCGACGGAUACAAUAACACGAACACACCGGUGAGGAAGUUGGACUUCUUUGGCAAGUUGAAAGCCGCUUACGGGAACAUGACGCCAACUUAUGCCGGAAUUAGAUGGGGAACAAAGAACGGCGAGCAUCAGGCAAGCUUCGAGAUGUCCAUCCACCUGGUGAACAUCGAGCAAGAUGUUAUUUUCAGCACGGUUGAUAGCGGAUCUUGGAACGCUAGCAUCGAUUCACCUUUAGAGAUAACGAACAGUGACGUGAUGAAUACCACAGCAGUGAAGAGCUACAGGGUAGUCACCGUGCUUCAUCCCCCGUUCGUGAUGUACAACGAAGAAAAGAACGAGUACUACGGUUUCUGCAUCGACCUGUUGAACGAAAUCAAGGACACGGUGGGCUUCCAAUACGAGAUACGCGAGACCGAGGACAAACUAUACGGCAAUCUGAACCAGAACGGCAGCUGGAACGGAAUGAUAAAGGAAUUGAUCGAGAAACGAGCUGACAUCGCUCUCGGUUCACUUUGGGUGACCGCGGAAAGGGAAGUGGUGGUGGAUUUCACGGUGCCUUAUUACGAUCUGGUGGGCCUGUCCAUUAUGAUGCUGAAAACUAAGACCGACACCUCGUUAUUCAAAUUCUUGACCGUGUUGGAGAACGAAGUUUGGUUCUGCAUACUGGCGGCCUACAUUUUCACCAGCUUCCUUUUGUGGAUCUUCGAUCGCUGGUCACCGUACAGCUAUCAAAAUAACAGGGAAAAGUAUAAGAACGAUGACGAGAAGAGAGAGUUCAAUUUAAGAGAGUGUUUCUGGUUUUGUAUGACUUCUUUGACACCGCAGGGUGGCGGCGAAGCCCCGAAGAACCUCUCUGGACGGUUAGUCGCUGCCACCUGGUGGCUGUUCGGGUUCAUCAUCAUCGCCUCGUACACGGCUAAUCUAGCCGCGUUUCUGACCGUAUCCAGAUUGGAGAUACCGAUCGAGACUUUGGAGGAUCUCAGCAAACAGUAUAAAAUUCAAUAUGCCCCGGUAAUCGACUCACCGGCUUACAUUUAUUUCAAAAGGAUGGCUGCCAUCGAAUGGAGAUUCUACGACAUUUGGAAGGAGAUGAGUCUUAACGAUAGUUUAUCGGACACAGAAAGAGCCAACUUAGCAGUAUGGGAUUAUCCUGUUAGCGACAAAUACACGAAAAUGCUGCAAGCAAUGGAAGAAGCAGGUUUUCCAGCGAAUACGGAGGAAGCUUUGCGACGAGUUCGACGCCUCGAUUCGAACAACGAAUUCGCCUAUAUCGAAGAUUCUGCCACCAUCAAGUAUCUUACCAUGACAAAUUGUGAUCUGGUUCAAGUGGGAGAAGAUUUCUCCAGAAAGCCUUACGCGAUAGCGGUUCAACAGGGAUCGCCUCUGAAGGAUCAAUUUAACAACGCAAUUCUGAUACUACUGAACCAACGAAAAUUGGAGAAGUUGAAGGACAAAUGGUGGAAAAAGAAUCCUGAUAGAAAGAACUGCGACGCGGAGAACAGUCAAAGCGACGGUAUAAGUAUUCACAACAUAGGCGGUGUAUUCGUAGUGAUAUUCCUCGGUAUUAUUUUCGCUUGUCUAACUUUGGCCUUCGAGUACUGGUAUUAUCGACAUCGUACGAAUAUCACGAAGAUCAAUCGGAACAGCCCAGUCAAAGGUAAUCUACCGAAAAUAAAACCGCUCAGAUUCAAUUUACAGCCAGCUCCCACUCAUGGUUUACAAGGUACAAAUAUCAGAUCGAGAUUUUGAAGUUAUUUCUUGUAAAAAAAGAGAAGAAAAUACACGCGUUUUUCAAGAAUAUCUUUUAUUCCUGGUUGAGUCAGUAUGUUACUCUUUAGAGUUCAAUUAAAGAAAAAAAUAGAAGGGAAAGGGUCAGUUUUUUUGAAGAUGAAAAAUUUAUUAAAAAAAGAGGAGGAUAUGACUGACCUGGAAUUGUAAAUGAUAUGCACCUUCAUCAGCGUUUGCAAUGCCUUUAUUUGGUUACUCCCUUUGCGUACAUUAUUUCGCGCAGAGAAUAUGUGUUUAGAUUUCUUUUUCAUUUUCUUUAGUUUCACUUUUCUCUUCGCGUUACAUUUCAUGUACAACACCAUAAACGACCGUUUGUGUUAACAUUAACACUUUUUCUUUUUCUUAUCGCGUUUAUAUCCGCUCUCUUUCGUUUAAAAGGCAUUCAUUUUCCUAAUAACGUUCCUCUCGCGUACUUUUUAUCGGACGUAUGCAUACAUUUCUUUUUUUUCUUCUUAAUCUUCUUCUUCUUCGAGUUACGCGUUCCUUUUCAUUUUCUUCAGUACGAUCUUUUUCGUCGAUCCAAUAUUUCCUUUUAGGGAGUACAGGAAAAGCAUUGGAUACUCUGGAUUCCUUUAAAACAUGGGAUUCGGCGGAAGAUGGAUAGGGACAAAGGGAUAUUAAUCUUCUAAGGAGUUAAAUUAUAGUUAGAGGGGUAAUAAUUAAGAUAAUUCAUUAAUAAUUACGAAAAAAAAAACAACAAGAGAAUAGAAUAGUACUUUGAUGGUUCUUGGUUUAAUGUCGUGCGGCACUUUUUAUCUUUUUUUUUCCUUUUCUCUCCUUUUUUAUUUAUACUUAUAAGUACUCCGUCCUCGAAUUUGACUCUCCCAAUUUGUUCAGUAUCAUUUUUUCUUUUUUUGGCAUUUUCUUGGUUACAUUUAUUUCCUUUUUUUCUUUCUUUCUUUCUUGUUCUGCGAUGCAUCCAUUUGCAAACACACACAAUGGAACGCCUGCACAUCGGAUAAGAAACAAA